Leucoraja erinaceus (little skate) is the source of this 1318-nucleotide messenger RNA. RefSeq names its product tumor protein p53-inducible nuclear protein 2 (gene tp53inp2b). The coding region runs from base 464 to 1159 and encodes 231 amino acids. NCBI's taxonomy places the organism in Eukaryota, Metazoa, Chordata, Chondrichthyes, Rajiformes, Rajidae. The transcript has 4 exons. The record is from RefSeq and is a predicted model, not a curated record. Gene Ontology annotation, biological process: positive regulation of DNA-templated transcription; autophagosome assembly. Gene Ontology annotation, cellular component: autophagosome; nucleus.
CUGUUCAUGACAUUCUAAAAACUGAUACACUCCGUGGGAUCAGCUGGAGCUGAAAUAACAGAUGAGGGAGACAGCGACUGGGGAGACUUGCCCUGCAAGGAGAGUAUCUUUCUCUCCCUCCCUCCCCCUCAAUAAAUGAGCUGGCUGCACUUUUUUAUUUUAAGUUAUCUCGUUCUACCUCACUUGAGCACCCCGCGACGUGUCUUUUUCGUUUGUUGUUUGCUUUCCAUGGUGCAGUCUGCGGACUCCUUACAAAAAACAAGAAGGCAGGCCUUCUUUGCAAGUGAACACCUUAUGACAGCCCUUUGAGUUCUGCUCUGCGGUCAACUGCCCGGCCAGCGCCAGGGGAGGGAGGAAAGAUCCCAGCACGUUGCUCGCCCGCUACCAGCCUCUUGCCAGUCCCUCGGAGAUUGGUUGUCCACCUGGCCGUUAGACAGCGGGCCGCCCUCACAGCCAGUCCACCAUGUUCCACCGACUCACCAGCUUUUUCUAUGGGGAAACGGAAGAGAUCAGCCCCGAGGCUGCCGAUCCCAGCCUGAUCGAGAAGGAGGAUGACGGCUGGCUCAUCGUCGACUUUCCAGAUGAUUGCAAUUCCCCCUCAAGUGAAGAAGUGUUGGUGAUGGUGGAGACCCAAGUGCCUGACGACACCCCUCCACCGGCCCCUUCUUCCCUUGAGCCCCGCUGUCACUGUGGCAGCGACUCCUCACCUCCAUGUUCUUCACCCCGCACUUUGGACGAGAGUUGGUUUGUCACCCCUCCCCCCUGUUUUACUGCAGAGGGCCAGGAUGAGGUCCAAGUGGCGAGCAGCCCCCUGGAAAACCUACUCAUUGAGCACCCGAGUAUGUCUGUAUAUGCCGACAGCAACACCAACAUCAGUACCCGGGAGGAGCCCAGCCAAGUCAACAGUGGACACACAACUCGUGCCAGGGUGGACCGGUGGGCACCACCAGCUCCUGCCGCCGUCUUGGGACGAACUGGCGCGUUGGAAAAGGCCAAUCAGAUCCGCCGCAUCCAACGGGCGAAACAACGGGCGGAGAAACGUCAACUGAGCCGCAACGGGAUUCAGAGGCAGAACCUUGCAAGGGAGUGUCGCUACCACCGGACCAAACAUCAAGGCAACUUUGUGUACCAGCCACCCCGACGCCAAUACAACUACUAAACCAUUUCAUGAAACCCGGGCGCUAGGGGGCAGUCGGAUGGCAUUAACAAUAACUUCGGACAAACUGUGCACUUCACCGCACAAGGUUUUCAUUUUAGCUGGCCUUUCGGUUCUGAGCGUAGCUCUUUUAAAAUAAAAGUUGUUCCAUGCUCCGACAAA